AUGACGACAGCAGUGUCCUUAAGGACCAGGCCCCAGGAAUCAGUGACUUUUGAGGACGUGGCUGUGUACUUCACAGAGGAGGAAAGGGCCUGGCUGGUACCUGGUCAGAGAGCCUUAUACAGGGAUGUGAUGCUGGAGAACUGCGGGGCUGUGUCCUCAGCAGCAUCCUCCACUUCCAAACCAGCUCUGAUCUGUCAGCUGGAACAAGGGAAAGAGCCAUGUUUCACCGAGCCACAGGGAGACCUGAGCAGGAGAGCAGGCCCUGAAAGAUACAUGUCAAAAAUGAGAAGCUGUAUCUACUUAGCUAAGGUAAUAUCAGAUGCAAUAAAAUUAAGAAUUCUUCAAAAUCAUCACUUUUGGGAAGACAGGACAAAGGCUUAA
Messenger RNA from Rhinolophus ferrumequinum (greater horseshoe bat), 381 nucleotides. RefSeq names its product KRAB box domain containing 1 (gene KRABD1). The record is from RefSeq and is a predicted model, not a curated record. Lineage: Eukaryota; Metazoa; Chordata; Mammalia; Chiroptera; Rhinolophidae. The transcript has 4 exons. The coding region runs from base 1 to 381 and encodes 126 amino acids. Gene Ontology annotation, biological process: regulation of DNA-templated transcription.